Messenger RNA from Hippopotamus amphibius kiboko, 2937 nucleotides. RefSeq names its product matrix metallopeptidase 25 (gene MMP25). The coding region runs from base 1 to 1680 and encodes 559 amino acids. Gene Ontology annotation, cellular component: extracellular matrix. Gene Ontology annotation, molecular function: zinc ion binding; metalloendopeptidase activity. Gene Ontology annotation, biological process: extracellular matrix organization; collagen catabolic process; proteolysis. The record is from RefSeq and is a predicted model, not a curated record. NCBI's taxonomy places the organism in Eukaryota, Metazoa, Chordata, Mammalia, Artiodactyla, Hippopotamidae. The transcript has 10 exons.
AUGCUCGGGCUCCUGGCGCUGCUGCUCCCACUGCUGCCGCCGCCCACGCGCGCCCGGGAGCCCUCCGCGCAGGACGUGAGCCUGGGCGUGGACUGGCUGACCCGCUAUGGCUACCUGCCGCCACCUCACCCUGCCCAGGCCCAGCUUCAGAGCCCUGAAAAGCUGCAGGAUGCGAUCAAAGUCAUGCAGAGGUUUGCGGGUCUGCCGGAGACAGGCGCCCUGGACCCCGUGACAGUGGCCACCAUGCAUAAGCCCCGCUGCUCCCUGCCCGAUGUGCUGGGGGCAGCGGGGCUGGUUAGACGGCGCCGCCGGUAUGCUCUGAGUGGCAGUGUGUGGAAGAAGCGAACCCUGACGUGGAGGGUAAACUCCUUUCCCCAGGGCUCCAUGCUGAGCCAGGAGACCGUGCGGACCCUCAUGCACCAUGCCUUGACAACCUGGGGCAUUGAGUCAGGCCUCGAAUUCCAGGAAGUGGGUUCUCAGGGCCUGUCGGAGCCUGACAUCCUCAUUGACUUUGCCCGGGCCUAUCACCAGGACAGUUACCCCUUCGAUGGGCAGGGGGGCACCCUGGCCCACGCCUUCUUCCCUGGGGAGCACCCCAUCUCUGGGGACACUCACUUUGACGAUGAGGAGACCUGGACUUUUGGGUCAAAAGACGGCGAGGGGAUGGACUUGUUUGCAGUGGCUGUUCAUGAGUUUGGCCACGCCCUGGGCCUGGGCCACUCCUCAGCGCCUGACUCCAUCAUGAGGCCCUUUUACCAGGGCCCGGUGGGCAACCCCACCGAGUACCGCCUGUCCCAGGACGACCGCGAAGGCCUGCAGCAGCUCUACGGGAAAGCACCCCAAACCCCAAAUGACAAGCCCACAAGGAAACCCCUGUCUCCUCCUCCCCCGCCCCCUGCCCUGCCCCCAGACAGCCCCUCCCAACCCGUUCCUAAUCGAUGUGAUGGCCAUUUUGACGCCAUCGCCAACAUCCGAGGCGAAACUUUCUUCUUCAAAGGCCCCUGGUUCUGGCGCCUCCAGCCCUCGGGACAGCUCGUGUCCCCGCGGCCCGCCCGGCUCCACCGCUUCUGGGAGGGGCUGCCGGCCCAGGUGAAGGUCAUCCAGGCCGCCUACGCCCGGCACCGGGACGGCAGGAUCCUCCUCUUCAGCGGCCCGCAGUUCUGGGUGUUCCAGGACCGGAAGCUAGAGGGCUCCGCGCGGCGGCUCACUGAGCUGGGGCUCCCCCCAGGGGUGGAGGUGGACGCCGUGUUCUCCUGGCCGCUGAACGGGAAGACCUACCUGAUCCGGGACCAGCAGUACUGGCGGUACGACGAGGCGGCGGCGCGCCCGGACCCCGGCUACCCGCGCGACCUGAGCCUCUGGGAGGGGGCGCCGCACGCCCCCGAUGAUGUCACUGUCAGCAACACAGGUGACACCUACUUCUUCAAGGGCGCCCACUACUGGCGCUUCCCCAAGGGCAGCGUCAAAGCCGAGCAGGACUCCCCGCAACCCAUGGGCCCUAAGUUCCUGGACUGCCCCGCCCCCAGCAUGGGCCCUCGCUCGCCCAGACCCCCCAAAGCGACCCUUAAGCCCGGAGCCUGCGAUUGUCAGUGCGAGAUCAAUCAGGCUGCAGGGCGGCCAUCCGUGCCCCUCCUGCUGCCUCUUCUGCCCCUGCUGGUGGGGGGCUUUGCCUCCCACUGAGGGGGGACCUGCAGCUGCAUGGAAGGGACCAGAUCUCUCACCGGGCUCCAUCGAGGGUAGUGCUGGUGGGAACUUCUGUCCAGGGGCGGAGCUCAGCAAGGAUGCAGCUGGGCGGAUGCAGGUGGAGUUAAGCCCAGGACAGGCAGAAAGGGUGAUCACAAAGGGCUGGCCCUGGACUGAAUGCCUCCUUUAUUUGUCCUCCUGGUCCUCUCCUCCUCCAUCUCCGUCUGGGUGCCACCCCUCAGGACUCUCCUUUUUCCAGAAUACCUAGCCUUUCUCAGAGCUCAGCAGGCUGACUCCCCGCAGCCCUGGCCCUGCCUGGCAACAGCAGCUGUCCCAAGCUGUUUGGGUCUUUACAGGACAGGCUUGCCUGGGACGCUGAACCCCAGGACGGCUCUCCACCUGCUGCUCUGACGUUUCUCACCCUGUCCUGCUUCCAUGAAGUCCCAGUCAAGGCACAUUGGUGGGGACCCCAAACCCAGCCCUGAGACCACCCCUGAGCACCCGUGUCCCAAGUCCUGGGUGACAUCAGUGGUCAGAUGGCUGAUACUCCACAAUCCGGCUUCCAUGCACCUUCUUUCUGGUCACCACCCUGGUUCCAGAAGUGCCCACAUUCAAUAGACACCCUCCUGUCCCUAAAACACCUCUCCCCCAUCCACACCUGAGCCUCUGCUGCCUCCUCCAGAACUGCUUGGUUCCCAUCAGCUCGAUGCUGGUGGAAAGACUGUGGCCUGGUCCCCUCUCAGUCCAGGGUCACUGGCUCCUCAGCACAACUGGGUGAUGGACGAGUAGGUGGAACCUGGGCCACAUCAUUGAUGCCCCCACCCCCCCAAAUUCAGGAUCUAAAUCAGUGCCUCUGCACCUAUGCUUUUGGAAUAUUCCACAACAGAAUGACUCAGGGAGGGAGGUCCUUGGUGUCCAGUGUUUGGGAUCCAUCACUUUCACUGCCAUUUCCUGGGUUAAAUCCCUGGUUGGGGAACUAAGAUCCCUCAAGCCCUGUGACAGGCCAAAAGAAAAAGAAAAAAAAAAAAGAAUGACCCAGGGAACUUAAAAAUGCAGAUUCCAUGUCCUUACUUUGAAUCCUCACUCUGGGGCUGGGGCCAGCAAUCUGCAUCUGAACAAGCUGGGGUAGUGGGUGGUGGUGGCCCUGAUGGGCAAUGGAGCUGGGCCAGCGCCUGCCAUCUCUGUCUCUGUCUUGUGGCUUUUCUGUGUCUCUGCCAUGUUCUCUCUCCCAUGGGGCAACGUCUUCCCGUUGUC